AUGAGACCAUUCGAAUACACUACCCACCCUGCUCAUGUUCUUUUCGGUACCGGGACCGUAAAACAGCUGUCUGCGGAAAUUGAACGGCUAGGAGUGAACUCUCCACUGCUUCUGUAUACCCCUCGGCAAGAAAAGCUAGUGGACGAUGUGAGAAGGCAACUCCAGGACAAAGUAGCUGGAGCAUUUGACGGUGCUGUAAUGCAUGUUCCCACGCAUGUCACUGAGAAAGCUCUUGCAUAUGCAAAGGAGCGCGGUGCUGAUGGCAUUGUGUCCAUCGGUGGUGGGAGUGUCAUCGGGCUGGGGAAGGCAAUCAGCCUCCGGACUGGGCUGCCGCAUCUAUGCGUUCCAACAACAUAUUCAGGCAGUGAGAUGACCCCAAUACUUGGAGAAACGCAUGACGGUGUGAAGUCUACCAGGACAGACCCCAAAAUCCUCCCGGCAGCAGUCAUAUAUGAUGUCGACUUGACAAUGUCGAUGCCAGCCAGCCUGAGUGCUACAAGCGGCAUGAAUGCCAUUGCCCAUGCAGUGGAAGCAUUGUAUGCUCACAACGGAAACCCAAUUGUCAACCUCCUGGCGCGAGAAGGCAUAAGAAGCCUCUCUACAGCCUUGCCUGACAUUGUGGCUAACCCCCAAUCUAAAUCUGCACGAUCAGACGCCCUCUACGGUGCUUGGUUAUGUGGUUCAUGCCUGGGAAGUGUUGGAAUGGCCUUGCAUCACAAACUAUGCCAUGCACUUGGUGGUAGUUUCAACCUGCCGCAUUCGGAGACACACACCGCUGUCCUUCCCCAUGCAGUUGCAUACAACUCUCCGAACACCCCCGAAGCGAUGGCUACGUUGGCAGAGCUGCUCCCUAGUAGCCAAGGUGAUGCAAUUCGAGGCCUAAAUGUUCUAAUGCAAAAGCUACGGGUAAAAAGGGGUGCAAGAGAGUUUGGUAUGAAGGAAGAAGAUAUUGACAAGGCUGCAGAGAUAGCCAUGAAGAAUGUCUACUAUAACCCCCGUGAAGUGAAAAAGGAUGCAAUUAGAGAGCUCCUUAGAAGGGUUUGGGCAGGGGAGGAAGCUCGAGCUGAUCUAUAG
Messenger RNA from Trichophyton benhamiae CBS 112371, 1074 nucleotides. RefSeq lists its product as uncharacterized. Gene Ontology annotation, biological process: protein histidyl modification to diphthamide. Lineage: Eukaryota; Fungi; Ascomycota; Eurotiomycetes; Onygenales; Arthrodermataceae. Gene Ontology annotation, molecular function: 2-(3-amino-3-carboxypropyl)histidine synthase activity; alcohol dehydrogenase (NAD+) activity; maleylacetate reductase activity. Gene Ontology annotation, cellular component: mitochondrion. The coding region runs from base 1 to 1074 and encodes 357 amino acids. The record is from RefSeq and is a predicted model, not a curated record. The transcript has 2 exons.